CGAGGCUUGUAUGACUUCACUCCAAGUCCCAUGAUGCACCUGCAGUGCCCACUUCGACACGAACGGCGAGCCAGUAAGCAGCAGGUAAACAAACCCGUCUCGCUGGGAAGGAGCCAAGCAAAGCGUAUGCGCUGUUUUGCUGUCUUGCAUUUUUAAUGGCGAUGAGGAUGAAGAAGAGACACGUCUGCUGUCAACAAUUCAUAAAAAAUAAUCGCUGACUUGUAAUUAAACGAGGCAUUGCGACGGCAAACGGAGGGACGCGUUUCACCAGCGACAGUCGCUACUGGGACAUCUGCGCAUGAUGCAUUGCACCACUUUUGAGAAAAUGGGAGUUUUUAGCCUCAUUCUCAGAAAAGAGCACAUUAUCCGAGAUGUCGGUUGGGUCCUUUAGCUGCCGUGUCAUUUGAUUGUGCUGGAUUACGGAACAACAUCCCCUCUGGCGACCUGCAUCAUGGGGCCCAUCAUGCAGGAGCGCACAGCAUCCACGGCACUGAAACGCGUCGUCUCCAAAGAAAAGAUUCGGGUGAAAUAUACUGAAAACAACGGACCUGUAACCAGUUCGAAGAAAAGUAACAAGAUGAAGAAAGCAGUGGGCCAGAUGAGAAAUGGCCUCCCAGGACCAGGUCAGGAUAAGGACACAGUGACAACAGUGCAGAAGGGUGCACAGUCAAAAGGUGGCAGGAUCAAAUCUGGCACAACGCGCAAUACAAGUAAACUCUCCAGCCCUGAAGAAGGAGAUUUGAGACCUCAAGUCCGGAAACAUUUAUCUGUGCACAGGAAAGAGGAGCAACUGGAAAAUCAACAGGUAUCACAGUGCAGCCACGCACUACACCAGAAUCGUGGGGGGAUGGGGAAAAAUCGGCGAGCUCUCUCCCUGCCUCUCUCCCCAAUAUCAGGGCUACGACACAUGCCAGCACACCCCCUAACACACUCUCCAGCCCUCACCCCAGAGGUACUGCAGCGGCACUACAACCAGAAGGAUGAAGACACUGACAGUGCCAGUGAUCUGUCAGAUUCUGAGAGGCUGCCUGUACUGCCCUCUCCCUGUACCCCUUGCACCCCUCCCCAUCUCAACCUCCGGGCCGAGGUCAUCAACACUGAUGACUUUCCCCCGGACUUCCCUGGACCUCAUGGGGCUGUGGAUGAUGAAGAUGAGAGUGAAAAACCCAGCUACGGUUACCCAGAUUUUCUGCCUCCUCCCUUUAACACUUGGAGCCUGAGACAGCUGGCAGUGUUUCUCCAUACGGAGGGCCGUGGUGCCCCCCGGCCCAAGCCUGUAGGUCACUUAGAGAAGUACCUGGAGAGGCUGCUGCAGCUGGAGUGGCUUCAGAUCCAAACAGUGCAAGCAGAUAGCACGCGCCUGCCCGGGAGCCGUACAAGGCCUCAGAGCUUCCCCUCUGCCACCACUGUUCACCAACCGAGGCCUCACACAGCUCCGCCAUCCCGACUCAACUCCCCUAAAGGGCAGAGGCACAGCCAGAGAGCCUUCCCAUUUUCACCUGUCAAUAACCCACCAUCACCCGCCUCAGUCCAGCAAACGCAUUCCCGCUUUCCAGUUUGCCCUCACUGUCACAUUCGCUACCCAUUGUGCAAUGGAAGCUGCUCCGCCAAUGCCUACCAGCGCCACUCAAGGCUCAGCCCACUGCUUGAGCGUAGAGCCAGGCCUGGAGCAGCAGCGAAGAGGAGCAGCAGCGAGACCCGAGCAACCUCAACAGAAAAUAGGAGCUCCGGAGGACAAAGUGGAGGACAAGGCGGAGGAGGAGCCCAGACCCCAGUUAGCCCCUCAGCUGGAAAAAGUCAUCUCAGACACAUGCAGGCUUCAGGCAAUGCCCGUAAGAUAACCCAGGAAUCUGAAACUAACCCAAACGGUCAAGGUCAGGUCAGGAAAAGCCGCGUUCGAGCUAACUCUGAGACCGAUAUUAAAAAAGAGCCUUGUGGCAGUAAAACAGCCGGUGCAGAGAAACGUGUUUUUGCUGCAGGUAAAAGAGAGGUCGUCACCUCCAAGAGAGUAGAUAAGGAUUGGCAGAGGAUAGAAGCCGUAGGUCAAGCCUCUAAAACGGCCAUGAAAAGAGCUGCUAAAGAGCCACCGUCUCUCUUCAAAGCGCCGCCUGUAAGUAAGCAGAAUGGCAAAACAAAAAAUGUGCACUUUGUUGCAAAGUAACGCCUAUAAACCUACAGUACAGUGCUAUACUUAGUGGUUACUUGGCACAGGAAUUUGAAGCUAUGCCUGCUUUCUGUGUAAUCUGUAAUACUAACAUGUUGUAACUAUUGAACAGUCUGAAUCUGUCAGUGAUGUACAGCCUGCUAUCGGUCAAAACUAUCAAGAAGUUGUGCAGCUAGAAUAGAGAUAAAACAGCGUAAAUAUGACACUUGCUUUAAAACCGAAUUAUACAAACUGUAUUUCAUUCAAAAUGCACAGUAAGUACACAAUCAUAAUGUUGUAUUGUGUUUUGACAGAAGGCCGAUUGUGAUCCAAAGCACUAUGAUAUUAAAACCACAGCUUAAAUUGAAUUCUGCUGAACUUCACAUCAUCAACUCUCAGUAUACUACUAAUGUAGAAAAUAGACAUAGAAUAAGCAUCUACUCCAUAGUACUCUAUAGUAAAGUUUACCACAGAUCAUUACAUUUCAGACAUCAACUACGACCAUAGCCGUUACUAGUGGAGUUUGUGAUUUUGGAAUGUAUUUAUUUUUCAAUGCUUUUCUUUACUUGAUGUUGCAUUUUAUAUUUUAUUUGGCGCCUCAUGUUAAAGUAUAUGUUUAAUUAAAGCAUCUUUUGGCUGAAGAAGAGGCACAACGAGUGGUGGUGUACUGCAGUGAUGUAAUCUGUCUAUUUGUGCGAUGGUUUAACAUUUUUGGUUAUAAGGGCUUUUCAUGUUUGAACAGCUUGAAUUGUAGUCUAUGAUAUUAUACUGUAUUUUGCAUAGAGCUGAGCGCUUUAUAUCAUUGAAGAUGGUGUAAUGUUUGCUACGAAUGUAAAUGCAUAUUUUUCCAAAUUUUAUAUACCAUAGUUAUAUUUAUGAAAAGUGUUGUAGUUGACUUGUAUUCAUCAUUGUCAUUAUUUUGUUUACAUUGUCAUGCAUAUAAAGAAAAUAUUUGGUAAAAAAGCUGGAUGUAACUUAGUGUCUACGGCAUUGGUCAUCCCUGUGAUUCAAUAGAAUUUCGACACAUCAUCGCUGUUGUGCUGUAACAUGAUAAUGUUAUACAUAUCACGUCCAUAUCACACUGCAUACUUGAAGUCUGUAGAACACUGUGUUUGCAUCAGUUUGUUGAGAUUUACCAUGUGCACUGGAUUCAUGGGAACACUACAUCAAUGUAAAAAAUGUGAUAUAUAUUGAGAUUGUACUUAAACUCAUGUAAAGUAUUAAAGCCAUACAUGAGGGACCAGAAGGGGCGAUAUUAAUAAAUGUGUACAUUAUGUUGACAAUGCACGCAGAAAGAUUGUGGUAUGUAUUUUCUCAAUGUUGAAUGCAAGUAUUUGUAAGGCAUAGAAAUAAAUGUUUUGCACUCGA
Molecule: messenger RNA, 3511 nt
Organism: Cyclopterus lumpus (lumpfish)
Lineage: Eukaryota; Metazoa; Chordata; Actinopteri; Perciformes; Cyclopteridae
Gene: fam217b
Product: family with sequence similarity 217 member B
Exons: 4
Coding region: 452-2161 (569 amino acids)
Source: RefSeq, a predicted model, not a curated record